Messenger RNA from Aspergillus bombycis, 849 nucleotides. RefSeq names its product YggS family pyridoxal phosphate enzyme. Gene Ontology annotation, molecular function: pyridoxal phosphate binding. The record is from RefSeq and is a predicted model, not a curated record. The transcript has a single exon. Gene Ontology annotation, cellular component: intracellular anatomical structure. Lineage: Eukaryota; Fungi; Ascomycota; Eurotiomycetes; Eurotiales; Aspergillaceae. Bases 1 to 849 code for a protein of 282 amino acids.
AUGACCUCCCAACCACCAUCACAAGAACAACAGCAACAGCCGACAGUCAUGCCCGCCUCCCCCACCCGAACCGCCACUCUCCUCUCCAAUCUAGGAUCAGUGACGUCGCGCGUCACCGCAGCCGCAACUAAAGCCGCCACAGAAUCAAGGCCCAUCCGGCUCAUCGCUGUUUCCAAGCUCAAGCCCGCCGCCGACGUCCUCGCCCUCCACCAACCGCCCGCGUCCCACCUGCAUUUCGGCGAAAACUAUCUGCAAGAGCUGCAGGAGAAGUCUAAGUUGUUGCCGCCUACCAUCAAAUGGCACUUCAUCGGCGGUCUGCAGUCGAAUAAGUGUGUGACGCUGGCGCGGGACGUACGGGGUCUCUGGGCCGUCGAAAGUGUCGAUUCCGAGAAGAAAGCUUCCCUCCUCGAUAAAGGAUGGGGGGAGCGAUCCGAGGAGCUGCGCGCAACCGACCAAGAGUCUCAGUUGCGGGUGUUCGUGCAGGUCAACACCUCCGGGGAGGAGAAUAAGUCUGGGGUCGAUCCCGUUUCCGGUGCGGUGUUGCUUUGUCGCUUUAUUCGAGAGAAGUGUCCACGACUUAAGCUACAGGGGGUGAUGACGAUUGGGGCUAUUGCAAGGUCGAAGGCGACCACGCCUGAGACGGAGAAUGAGGAUUUUGUGUGCUUGCGGGAGACGCGCGAUCGGAUUGUGCGGGAGCUGGAGCUGGAAGGGGAGGAUGCCCGGUUGGAGUUGAGUAUGGGCAUGAGUGAAGAUUUCGAGGGCGCUAUUGCCUUGGGAAGUGAUGAGGUACGGGUGGGAACAACCAUCUUCGGGGAGAGGCCGCCUAAGGACCAGGCGAAGGUGAUCUAA